AUGAUGAAGUCUCUCUGCCAAUUUGGGAGUCUGUUAUUCUUAUGCCUUGCCCAAUGGGCCGAGGGUAAGGUCUUGCCGGUAAGCUCUGUGAACACGGUUCGGUUCGAAGUCAACUUGACGUGGGCGGACUGGCACGAUGCUCCAGGUACGCCUCGAAAAAUGAUUUUCACCAAUGGCCAAUUCCCGGGCCCUGAGCUUCGAUUGCAUCAAGGUGAUAACGUCGAGUUCUACGUCAAUAAUAACCUUCCUAACGCAACAACGAUCCACUUCCACGGAAUUGACCAAUUGGGCACACCGUGGUCCGAUGGCGUUCCAGGUUUGUCACAGAAGCCUAUCCCUGCCGGCGGAAAGUUCCUGUACAAAUGGACCGCCUCACAAUACGGAAGUUACUUCUACCACGCCCACGCUCGGGGCCAAAUUGAGGAUGGUCUCUAUGGACCGAUCUAUAUCAGCCCCGAUCACUCGGUCGAGAAACCAUUUCACCUAUUCACCAACAACACAUGGGAACACAAAUUGAUGGAAAAGGCUGAGAAGCGGACCUCGCCUGUGAUGCUUUCUGACUGGCGCCAGCUGACUUCAGAGCAAGUGUGGAACGCCGAGAAGGCCAGCAGACGCGAUGCGUACUGCUCUAAUGCGCUCAUGAUAAAUGGAAAGGGCUCAAUCAAGUGUUUGAGCCAAAGUGCGCUUGACGGAUAUACGACUGCAGCCCAGAGAACAGUACUUGGAGGACAAAAUUUGACCGAUAUUGGAUGUCUGCCUCCCUCGAAUACUAUGGCAGAAGGCUCUUUUUCUCACAAUCUGAGCGCCCUCCCGCCCACUGUCUUUUCUGGAUGUAAAUCUCACCAGGGCCUCAGUGAAGUGCUCAAAGUUGACACAGUUCAGGGCUACGUGAGCUAUGAUUUGAUCAGCUCUGCUGGUGUAGCUACCUUGAUGUUCUCUAUUGACGAGCACAAAAUGAUUGUCUACGCCGUGGAUGGUCAAUAUGUGGAGCCAAUUGAGGUUGACGCGAUUACGUUGGCAAACGGCAACCGAUACUCCGUCAUGGUGAGGCUUGACAAGCCCUUGGGUGACUACUCGGUUCGCUUGGCAAACUACGGCGUCAACCAGGUUCUCAACACCACCGCGACCUUCUCAUAUGAGACACGCCAUGCGACCCCUCAACACAAGAUGAAGAAGGGCCCUUCGAAGCCGUCAAUCAGCAUCACCGGGUCGAACACAACUGCCGAAACCGUCAUCCUAGACGAGUCGAAGGUCGUCCCAUUCCCAGCUCAUGCUCCCUCCAAAGAUGUUGCCCAGACCCAUAUUUUGAAUAUCGGCCACUAUCACACCUCCUACCGCUGGACGCUAGGGAACUCAAGCUACCCCCUAGCCCUGGAACAAGCUCAGCCUCUGCUCUACCACCCGAACAGCUCAGUCGCCCACAGCGACUUGACCCUGCACACAAAGAACAAUACCUGGGUCGAUCUCAUCUUCUACGUCACCUCUCCAUUGCAACCUCCUCAUCCUAUCCACAAGCAUUCAAACAAGUACUACGUCAUCGGCCAGGGCCAAGGUGUCUGGAAUUACUCAACCGUGGCAGAGGCUAUGGAGCACAUUCCGGAGAGCUUCAACCUCAAGACCCCACAGUAUAGAGAUACAUACGCUACUCCGCCUGCCUCUACGGGCCCGACGUGGCUGGCGAUUAGAUAUCACGUCAUGAACCCAGGAGCAUUCCUGCUGCACUGCCAUAUCCAGGUCCACCUGAGUGGCGGUAUGGCACUUGCGCUUCUUGAUGGUGUGGAUAAGUGGCCAACUAUCCCGGAAGAGUACAAAAUCGCUGAGAUGAGGAGUUGA
Penicillium maclennaniae is the source of this 1833-nucleotide messenger RNA. RefSeq names its product laccase TilA. NCBI's taxonomy places the organism in Eukaryota, Fungi, Ascomycota, Eurotiomycetes, Eurotiales, Aspergillaceae. Gene Ontology annotation, molecular function: oxidoreductase activity; copper ion binding. The record is from RefSeq and is a predicted model, not a curated record. Bases 1 to 1833 code for a protein of 610 amino acids. The transcript has 2 exons.